GUUGAAAUGAGUCAGUCAACUUUACAGCAUUUUUGAAUAUCCAACCAGUAGAUUAUUAGAGUUUGACUAGGAAAGACGUCUUGAUAAACCAGCCAAACAAGACAUUUUAAUAUUCGAUCAUUGACAAUUUUAUCAACUAUAAUGACCGGCGAUGGCAAACUCUUAGCUUAAUGAUCGGCGAUUUACCGGGCUUAUUUAUAAGAAAUGACUGCCUUUAUUGGACUGCACAUUGGUGCAGGAUAUCAUUCUGUAAAAAAGGAAAACCAGUACAAAACGCUAUGCAAUAAAGCCUGUCAAGCGGCAAUGGAGAUUUUAAUUGCUGGAGGCGACUCGCUGCAGGCUGCUGUUGAGGCGACAAAAGUCCUCGAGGACUCGGUGCUAACGAACGCUGGCAGAGGGGCGAACCUGACUCUGGACGGUAAUGUCGAAUGCGAUGCUUGUGUCAUGGAAGGCCGUUCUAUGAGGUUCGGCGCAGUCGGGGCUUUGCCUUCCAUACUAAAUCCGAUCACCGUCGCCCGAGCGCUGUGCGAAAGCCAAAAGAAAAGACUGUCACUCGGAAGAAUACACCCUUGCCUUCUCGUAGGCCAAGGUGCACUUCAAUUUGCUGCAGAAUGCAACAUCCCUCAGGCGAACCCAACACAGAUAAUAUCUGAAAAAUCAAAAAGGAUAGUCAAAAAGUAUAAAGAUCAACUAGAAUCUUCAAACAUUGAGGAAGCAAUCGCAUGGCAGAAAGUCGACACAGUAGGAGCUGUAGCUGUAGACUUGACAGGCACAGUUUCUUCUUGCUGCUCCAGUGGCGGAGUCCUGUUGAAAAGGAGCGGCCGAGUUGGUCAGGCUGCUAUUUAUGGCUGUGGAUGCUGGGCUGAAAACGGCUCCCAGUGUAACACAGUCGGCGUGUCCAUUUCCGGUACGGGAGAAGAUAUAAUAAAGACGACGCUGUCAAAAGAAGUCGCCAGAUCACUCAAGACAAGCGAUUUUCCCGUCUUGAGCCUCGACAAAUGUCUUAACCAGACAUUUUUAGAAUCACCGUAUUUGGGUAAUGAUUGUACGAGAAUUUGCGGAGUCAUUGCGGUCCUGUACAAAGAAGGAUCGGGGGAAUUUCUCUGGGGACAUACAUCGCAGUCCUUCGGAAUUGCUUACAUGUCUUCAAAACAAAAAAAACCAAUUGUGAGGAUCAGUCGUCUUCCCAAGAAUGUUAAACCAGGAACAAAAGUCAGUAUCGAAGGAGUCACUUGGUGACGAAAGGGAAUUAAUCCGUUCCAAAAUGGUAAAAAUGUUCAAAAUUGCUAAAUCGGAUUUUUUAUCAACUUUUCCCCCAAUUUAAUGUUAUUAUUUAUAAUUCAUUAUACAUAUGUAAUAAACCUUGUGUAUGUGAGGGCGCAGCUGUAAAAUCUGAGUGAUAAUUGAUAAAUGUACUUAAUAUUAAUAAAUUGUAAGGGUUGGAUACAAAUAUUUAGAUCUAAACAAAAAAGUGUUUUAUUUACAUGUUGCCAUAAUUUAAGAACGAAAACUUGUAUUUCUUAUAAACAUUUAUUUAAAAAACUUGUAUUUCUUAUAAACAUUUAUUAAAAAAAAAAAAAAAAU
This is a messenger RNA of Cimex lectularius (bed bug), 1584 nucleotides long. It is a transcript of the gene Tasp1, whose product is annotated as threonine aspartase 1. The transcript has 10 exons. The record is from RefSeq and is a predicted model, not a curated record. Gene Ontology annotation, biological process: protein maturation. Gene Ontology annotation, molecular function: threonine-type endopeptidase activity. The coding region runs from base 205 to 1239 and encodes 344 amino acids. NCBI's taxonomy places the organism in Eukaryota, Metazoa, Arthropoda, Insecta, Hemiptera, Cimicidae.